AUGUCGAGAAAUCAGAGUAAAAAGACAGAUAAUGACAAGAAAAGCAGUGAUUCAGAUUUGGGUGCAACGAUUUUAGCUGGUGCAGCAGUCGUUGGUUUGUCUGCUGUGGCAGCUUAUGGUUUAUACAAACUUUUUGAUUCUAUUUUUGAAGAUGUUGAGAAAGAAAAGGAUGCUGCUGAAAAACUGGAUGAAGAAAGUUGUGAACGUCGCCAACCGAAGCCUGUUUCAACAGACCUGAAUUUGAAAAUCAAUGAUUGGAACAACAGUUUUAGUGUUCUCCCAAAAACAAACAAAGAUGAAUUGUUAUUCAACUAUGAGAAGAGCAUCUUUAUAGAGGAAAAAUUUCUCACACCUUUGAAAAGGAUUGUAGAACAAGUUCAGAAACGUUUUAGAGAAAGUAUUCAACACAAUUGCAAUGUAAGAGGCAUCAAAUUUGAACAAUUUAUUAAGUGCGGAUGGGGUAGAGAUUUCUUUCUCAUAAAAUCACUGGAUUAUUUCACUUUUUUGGUUCCAUUAACAAUUGAUUAUUACCUGUUUGAAAAAAUCCAAGCUGAUUAUAAAUCUUAUAAACUGAGUUCUCGCCAUGAUGGCUUGAACCAAUUAAAAUAUAAAAAUGAGCUUCUAACACCCACUUCCGUUGCUGAGUAUAUGUUGUUUAGUGUGAAGAAUAAAUUUGAGGAAAUGUUGAAAAUGGACAAUAUAGUAAUCUCUCAAGUGAACAUCACCGGCGGUUGCAUAUUUCUUAUUUGUAAUAGUUCUGCAUCACCAGCUGUAAAAGUUAAAGUAAAAAUGAUUCCAGCCGUCAAAAUUAAUGAUAAUUAUUUAGUACCAGCAGAAAAUGAUAGUUCAUAUAUUUGGAAAUUAUUUUUUAUAGAUCAAGAAGAUUCAUUUUUGGCUCAAUUUAGUCCACUCUCUAUGUCUCAUAAAAUAAUUUUCUCAACUUUUGUUAAUAUAUCACUGACAUUGAAUGAUUAUUUUUCAGUCUUACACACAGAACACUUGAAGCACAUAAUGUUUCAUUUAAUUGAGGAUCAACCCUACGAAGUGGAUUGGGAUCUUGAAACGGUUUUUGAACAUUUUGUCGAUUUUUUGAUAGAGCUACAAAAAUGUCUAGACAGAAAGGUUUUGCUGAAUGUUUUCGAUGAAAGUAUAAACAUGUUUUACGAUUUGCAAGAUAUGCCAAGAAAAAAACUGCAAAAAUUUAUUGAAGAAAUUAUUUCUAACAAAAGUUGGAAUAAACUGUUAAAAUCAGGUUUUUAG
Messenger RNA from Helobdella robusta, 1260 nucleotides. RefSeq lists its product as hypothetical. Gene Ontology annotation, biological process: mitochondrion organization; positive regulation of mitochondrial fission. The transcript has a single exon. Gene Ontology annotation, cellular component: mitochondrial outer membrane. Bases 1 to 1260 code for a protein of 419 amino acids. NCBI's taxonomy places the organism in Eukaryota, Metazoa, Annelida, Clitellata, Rhynchobdellida, Glossiphoniidae. The record is from RefSeq and is a predicted model, not a curated record.